This is a messenger RNA of Microsporum canis CBS 113480, 984 nucleotides long. Its product is annotated as tRNA (guanine-N(7)-)-methyltransferase. Gene Ontology annotation, cellular component: tRNA methyltransferase complex. Gene Ontology annotation, molecular function: tRNA (guanine(46)-N7)-methyltransferase activity. Gene Ontology annotation, biological process: tRNA methylation; RNA (guanine-N7)-methylation. The coding region runs from base 1 to 984 and encodes 327 amino acids. Lineage: Eukaryota; Fungi; Ascomycota; Eurotiomycetes; Onygenales; Arthrodermataceae. The transcript is spliced from 3 exons. The record is from RefSeq and is a predicted model, not a curated record.
AUGUCAGCACCGGAACAAAAGCGUCAGCGGCGCUCUGGGCCGCAGAAAAUACAAAAGGACAAGGUGGACGAGAAUGGACAAGUGAAGCUACCAAGCAAGAAGCUCUAUCGUCAACGAGCACAUGCGAAUCCAUUCUCAGACCAUCAAUUGGAUUACCCUAUCAGCCCAGAACAAAUGGAUUGGGCUGCGAUGUUUCCUGCAUAUAUCAACCCGGAUUCGACGGCUGUGAACCUUUUAGGUACAAGAAAACUGGUUAAAGAUGUUGAAAUAGCUGAUAUUGGGUGUGGGUUUGGAGGGCUAUUGGUGGCGCUGGCGCCGCUAAUGCCGGAUACCUUGAUGGUUGGCAUGGAAAUCCGUUCUCAAGUUCUUGAAUAUGUGACAGAGCGUAUUAGGGCGCUUCGAUUUAGACAAACACCUCCCGCAAUACCACAAGAAUCAUCUGCAGAUACAACUACGGAUAAUUCUUCGUUACAGCAAGACGCAUCCGGAGCAAUACCUCCAUCCACUUCUCAGUCAACUUUGUCUGGACAGCCCAAUUUUCAGAACAUAUCUGCGAUUCGUUCAAAUACGAUGAAAUUCUUACCAAAUUUCUUUUCCCACCAUCAGCUCUCAAAGAUAUUUAUAUGCUUUCCCGACCCGCAUUUCAAGGCACGGAAACACAAAGCGCGCAUUGUCUCGACAACACUGAAUGCUGAAUAUGCAUACGUACUACGGCCGGGUGGAAUGUUAUAUACCAUUACUGAUGUAGAAGAUUUGCAUCUGUGGAUGGUUUCGCAUUUCGAUAGCAAAAAGGCAGAAAAUGAGCUCAAUUCGCAUGAUAUUGCCGAGCUAUGGGAGCGUGUGAGCGACGAGGAACUUGCUGCAGAUGAAUGCGUUCGAGUGAUGAGAGACGAAACGGAGGAAGGAAAGAAAGUGACAAGGAAUAACGGGCAGAAGUUCGUGGCUGUUUGGAGAAGAAAAGCUGACCCAGAGUGGCCUUGUUGA